Molecule: messenger RNA, 914 nt
Organism: Daphnia magna
Lineage: Eukaryota; Metazoa; Arthropoda; Branchiopoda; Diplostraca; Daphniidae
Product: transmembrane protein 267-like
Exons: 2
Coding region: 210-863 (217 amino acids)
Source: RefSeq, a predicted model, not a curated record
AACAAACAUUAAUAAUCAGUCAUGAUCUGAUUGUGCCUUAAAAUCUCCAUAGUUAUCUAUAUAUGUUCAAAUUACUGUUGCACUGUGUGUGUGGUAGGCCUUAUUAUUUGUCUUACAUUAUUGCCUUGAACAUCAUGUGAAAAACGUGUUGAACUAAUUGUACCGAUAUAUCGCGAAUCUCGAAGUGUACUAACUAAGAGACUAAAAGGAUGUGGAAACUAUGGUCGUUGGAUUAUCUCAAAACAAAACUAGACAUUAAAAGCACCAUAAACCUUUUCUUAAUACCUGCCAUAGCUUUAACUGGCGACAAAGUUAUUGAUUACAUAUUCCCCUACAAAUCCUUAAUUUUAAAGUGCUUUAUUGAUAGUGCAACUCAUUUCAUAAUAGCAUCACUUUCAUGGAAUUAUGUGGGAAACUUAUCCAUUUACAAAAGGACCCAUUUGUUUGCUGUUUUUAUGUGUGGCCUGCUUGCUUCCUUAAUUGAUAUAGAUCAUUUUAUAGCAGUAGGGACCAUGAAUCUCCAAGUAGCCACUACAUUGCCUCACAGACCAUUUUUGCAUUGCACAACUGUAUUUUCAGCUAUUGCUGUUCUGUUAGCAUUGCUUUCUAUCAAAAUGCAUUCAAUCCCUUAUCUGAAACUAUCUUUGAUAAUAACAACUGCAAUCUGGACACACCAUUGGAGGGAUGGAUAUCGGCGCGGAAUUUGGAUCUGUCCAAUCGGUUCUACCCCACCGUACUGGUACUUCCUGUACCUCGUCGGUCUCGUAGCUCUGCCUUUGAGUUUACACUUUGUAUUGCGGUUUACCAGUGAACUAAUCAACAAAGCCAAGAAUCAAGGCCUACAGCCAGUUUACUUUAUAUAAUAUUGCCAUUGUCCCUGUUUAAUUCUGUUCUGCCAAUAACUAGUACAAUAA